This is a messenger RNA of Rotaria sordida, 2928 nucleotides long. NCBI's taxonomy places the organism in Eukaryota, Metazoa, Rotifera, Eurotatoria, Philodinida, Philodinidae. The record is from the annotation of a GenBank genome assembly.
AUGACUACUGAUGUAUUAGACGAACAUCGUUUUACAAGUCAAUGUUCUCUCUAUGAACCUACUAAUCGUCGAUUAUCUACAGAUACAAAACAUUAUUCAACAGCAAGAUCGACAAGAACAUUAUUUGAAAGAAGAUCAAUAUCUAGACCACUUAAUAUUUCACAUUUGAAAUCUUCGGUAUCAACAAGUGUACCUUCAAAUCCUACAAACACUAACUCUGUUCAAAAUCGACAUUCAACUUCUAAUGAUUUUUUAUCUUUAAUUCGAUCAGUUGCUAUGAGACCAUUCAAAACAUCGUCUUUGGUAAAUACCGUGACCGAAGGACAAACAAAUAAUGCUAUAGGUGGUAAUCAUAUACAUGAUAAACCAUUGGUCAGUCUCUUAAAAUAUCGUCCAUUAAGUGACAAUAUAAGCGAUCGUACAUUGUACACACAAUCAACUCGUGAAACUGGAAAUUUUCUUAAACGUAUGGGAUGGCCAGUAAACUCGACAACAGAUGAAGCACGUAUGAAAUGGAAAAUAGCAAUGAAAUUUUUAAUUCCAAUGAAAUUUGAUGUUAAUCGAGCAAUUAAUUUGUAUAGAACAUAUGAAAAUGUUCGUAAAGCUGAAAAUCUCGAUCGUAUUUGGAUUAAUAAUCCUCAUCUUAUACGUGAAAUUCAAUCUAACAAAUUUUUUACUUUACGACAAUUACCAAAUCAACCAUUGAAUGUUUAUUUUACAGCAGCACAUCUUAUUGAUAUUACAUCAACAAAUUCACUUUCACAACAAGAUCGAGAGUUAAUUUCAUUACAAGCAUUAAUUUGUCAACUUGAUGUUGCCACUGAAAAUAUGGAAGUUCAAAAUACUGGUUUAAAUUUUAUUUAUGAUAUGCAAAAUUGUUCAGCAUCUCAAUUUGAUAUGAAUCUUAGUAGAAAAAUUCUCAAACUUCUUCAAGGUAAUUAUCCAGCUAUGGUAAAAAAUAUAUUUAUCAUUUCAGCACCAAAAUGGUUCAAAAUAGCCUAUAAGGUGAUGAUGUAUACAUCAGAUCAAAUGCGUGACGUACUUAUAACACAUUAUAAUUAUUCAUUAGAUGAUAUUCCAAUAUCAUUGGGUGGUUCAUUAGAUCCAACACUUAAUGGUAAUAAUCGUUAUCAAACAUGUUUAUCAACAGUAACGAAUUCUCAAUCAAUAUGUCAUUCAUAUUAUUCAUUGGAUUAUCAACCUAAAACAACAACAAGUAAUAUUUUAUUUUUUAAUACUGAUCAUCAUCAUCAUCAUCAUCAUCAAAAUCAAGAUACCGCAUCAACAUUAUCUUCAACAAUAACAACAACUUCACCAAAAUCUUUAGUUGCUAUUGUUGCAUUAAGACGUAAUCACGAAUCAUCAUCAUCAUCAUCAUCACAAAUUCGUGUACGAAAACGUGAAUCAUCAUCAUCAAGUGAUACUGAUAAACGAUUACGAUCAAAUGAAAAUUCUAUUGAAGAAGAAUCACCUAUUAUAAAACCAUUAACUUAUAUACCACAAGAAAUAUCUAUCGAUCAAUCACAAUCAAAAAAAUCAUCAAUAUUAAAUGAAAAUCCAUUUUCUUCAUUAAUUAAUCAUCAAGAACAUGUUGGUUCUUCAACAAAAAUUAAUAUGAGUGAAAGUGGAAAUCGUGAACAUGGUAUUCUUAAACGUGAUAUUAAACGAACAACAAAUCAUUCAUAUAAACCAUUAAAUGCCAUAGAAUUUUUAGCUAAAACACAAGCAGAAAUUCGACAAGAAUUUCGUAAAUUACCAAAUCCACCAGCUAAAGAUACACAUGCAGCAAAAGAAGAGCGAAAUCUUGAUAAAUCUCGCUAUCGAGAUGUUUUACCAGGUGAAUCAACUCGUGUUAAACUUCAACCUGAUGAUGAUGAUGAAAUAAAUGAUUUUAUUAAUGCUAAUUAUGUUACUGGACAUAAUAAUCAAGAAAAAGCUUAUAUUUUUACUCAAGGACCACUUCAAACAACAGUGAAAGAUUUUUGGCGUAUGGUUUGGCAAGAAAAUAUAACAAUUAUUGUUAUGACAACAAAUAUUCGUGAAUCAGGUACAAUGAAAUGUUUUCCAUAUUGGCCAAUGCAAUCAAAAGAAAUAAUUAAUACUGGUCUAUAUCAAAUACAAAAUGAAAGAUCAGAAAAUUUUGAAAGUUUUAUUAUAACAACAUUAUUAUUAAGAAAAAAAAAUCAUCCUGAAAUUCGUAUUAUUUAUCAUGCACAUUAUCUUAAAUGGCCUGAUCAUGGUAUACCAUCAAAUACAAAAGAUGCUUUAUUAUUUCUUGAUAAAGUUGAAUAUUAUCGACAAAUAACAACAACUAAAGGACCAAUAUUACUUCAUUGUUCAGCUGGUAUUGGACGUACAGGAACAUUUUGUGCAAUUGAUAUUGGAAUAAAACGAUAUUUAGAAAAGAAAAUGAUUGAUAUACCAUCAACAGUACUUAAAAUGAGAACAGAACGUGCUGGUAGUGUACAAACAGAAGAUCAAUAUUUAUUUGCUCAUUUAGCUUUAAUGGACUAUAUAAAACAAAAUUUAGCAUUACAAGAAAGAAUUAAUGAAACACCUAAAUCAUCUGAAAUAGAUUUAAUUGAUAAAUCCAAUGAAAUAAAAAUCAAAGAUGAUAAUAGUUCAAAUGAACUAGAUGAUCAUAAACGUAAAACAUCACGUUCAAAAUCAAAUAGAAAAAAAUCUAAUGAUUUCGAACACAUACAUACACCUCCGAUAAUUAAUUCUAGUAAAUUUACAAAUUUACUUGAACCAACAUCUUAUCGAGGAAAAACACUAAGUGAUUCAUCUGUCUCAGCUGUUCAAUAUUUAAUACCAUCUACAACAAUUAUUCAAAGUGAAACAAAUCGACAACGAUCUAUAACAGAAAAUAUUUUAUCAACGCCAAAUAUGACUGGCAAUGUACAUCAUAAAAAAGCUCGUAAAUAG